AAACAAGUCAGAUCACUGUAAAACAAUUUACAAUAGGCUAGCAACUUACUCACCAGCAGAGCAAGAACCAGCGUCUAUAGGAAACAGACCAUUCUGCAUCUGUAUCAAGCUAGGUUUUAGAUUAUGCAGCGAAGGAACCUUAAUCCCUUGCAAAAGCUUGACAGCGAGGACCCUCCCUCAUGUCAGCCAACAAUUGUGUUGCCAGACCUUCCAGACCUCAGAAUUGAGAAGAAAUUGGGCUGUCUAAAAGUCUGUCAUUUUGUGAUUGUCAGCAUGCUUUUCAUAGCACUGACUGGGCUUGUGUUUGGUAUAUGUUACAUAUACCAACUCCAACAAGAUGUUGAGCAACUGAAGCAGAAGAUCAAAGGCGGUCCACAGAACGGACCAGAGAAGCAAAUUGGAGCUGAGGACAUGGCCAAGCCAAAGAAUGAAGUUAAAAUGGCUGCCCACCUUACAGGAAAAGCAACAAGUGAUCAUUCCAGUAGAUUGAUGUGGGAGAAUACUUUGGGUCAUGCCUUUACACAGGGGAUUGUCUACAAGGAUGGAGCAUUGAUCAUCAAUGAAACUGGACAAUACUUUAUUUAUUCAAAAGUCUAUUUCCGUGGAAUGCAAUGUGAGGCAGUCCCAUUACAACAAACUGUAUUCAAACACACUGACAGUUAUCAAAAUGACCUGAGUCUGAUGAAAAUCAGUGUGAUAAAUUACUGUAGUGAUACAGGAACAUGGGGGAAGAACACCUUUCAGGCCGGAAUAUUUCAACUGAGUGAAAGAGUGCGUCUGUUUGUCAGUGUCUCACAUCCAGGACUGGUUAGUGAUAAUGAGUUAAUGACUUUCUUUGGGGUAUACAAGCUUUAGGUCAUGCUCUUAACAUCCAUGUGACCUCCAAACAUAUUAACGAUCUUUGAACUUCAAAUCACAAUGCAACACAGUAAUAAUGUGACACAAAAAGUUCAAAUGGUUGACGACGCUUUGACUAUGCUAAAUUUUUCCUCACACUCCUUU
Carcharodon carcharias (great white shark) is the source of this 1002-nucleotide messenger RNA. RefSeq names its product tumor necrosis factor ligand superfamily member 6-like (gene faslgb). The transcript is spliced from 4 exons. Gene Ontology annotation, molecular function: tumor necrosis factor receptor binding. NCBI's taxonomy places the organism in Eukaryota, Metazoa, Chordata, Chondrichthyes, Lamniformes, Lamnidae. Gene Ontology annotation, cellular component: membrane. Bases 124 to 855 code for a protein of 243 amino acids. Gene Ontology annotation, biological process: positive regulation of canonical NF-kappaB signal transduction; immune response; extrinsic apoptotic signaling pathway via death domain receptors. The record is from RefSeq and is a predicted model, not a curated record.